Molecule: messenger RNA, 1104 nt
Organism: Prunus armeniaca (apricot)
Lineage: Eukaryota; Viridiplantae; Streptophyta; Magnoliopsida; Rosales; Rosaceae
Source: the annotation of a GenBank genome assembly
AUGACAAUUUCGAGUUUGAAGGAGCAAGUUCGGCUCCAAACUUCUGACAUAGUGGUCCUCCUAGAAACAAAAAAUCGGAGUCAACGCUAUGGGUAUUUAAAACGUCAGUUAGGUAUGCAAUUUAUGCAUGCGGUUGAGCCUCGGGGCUUGAGUGGAGGAUUGUGUUUAUUCUGGAAGGAGAUGUCACAGGAUGAGGAGAAUGGUGCCAAGUGGUGCUUCUUUGCAGUGUAUGCAAGUACUGAUGAGCGAGUACGGAGAUCACAAUGGCAAAUAUUACAGGAUAGGAUGGCCCAGUGUCAGGAGGCUUGCCUACUUAUGGGAGAUUUCAAUGAUAUUAUGGACGUAUCUGAGAAGCGUGGGGGUUUGCCACGAACGGAACGAAGCUUGUAUGAUUUUUCCAUGUUUGUAGUGAAUAGUCACCUGUUGGAUUUGGGAUAUGUGGGUCAUCCGUUUACUUGGAGGAACAAGCAGCAGGAGGGAGGCAUAAUGGAACGCUUGGAUAGGGGUUUUGGGAAUGAUCAAUGGGUUACACUGUAUCCGGCUGCUACAGUACAUCAUGUGGUGGUGCCUGGCUCUAACCAUGGGGAUUCAGAGGAGUGCCGAAAAGUGGUAGAAGAGAGAUGGUGCAGACAGUUUCCGGGGUCAAGGGGGCUACAAAUUUCGGGGAAAUUAUGCUGGGUUAGGAAGGGGAUUUUGGAUUGGAGAAGAAGUGAAUGGAGAAUUUCCAAGGCUACUAUUGCUCUCUUACAACAACAACUCAAAGCUACUUAUCUGGCUCCUGACUUUGAUCGUGAUGAGGUCUUGCAGUUGGAGAGUAGCCUUAAAGAGGCGUUCUGGGAGGAAGAGGAGAUUUUUACCAUGUGUUCCCCUUCGAAUAUAGAGUACAUUACUGAUUGUGUUCAGCCACGGGUGACCAUGCAACAGAGCUUGACACCGCAAAUCUCAUCUGAAGAGAUUUGGCUAGCAGUGAAAUCCUUGAACCCUACAAAGUCGCCGGGUCCAGAUGGAUUUACGGGGAAAUUCUUCCAACAGUAUUGGGAUGUGGUUGGUGAGGAUAUCAGUGGAAUGGUCAAGAGUUUUUUUUCACUCCGGGAAGCUUCAUAG